Messenger RNA from Trichoderma harzianum CBS 226.95, 150 nucleotides. RefSeq lists its product as hypothetical. The record is from RefSeq and is a predicted model, not a curated record. The transcript has a single exon. The annotation marks the transcript as partial. NCBI's taxonomy places the organism in Eukaryota, Fungi, Ascomycota, Sordariomycetes, Hypocreales, Hypocreaceae.
CUUUCGAAAAUAGCCUACUUUAUCUUAGUAAUAGAGAAAAGCUCUGCAGAAGACUUAGCUUAUGUAUUUUUCCAAUAUAUUUACGUAACCUAUAGACUACUAAAUAAAAUUAUCUUUAAUAAAGAAUUAACGUUUAUGUUAAAAUUUUAG